Molecule: messenger RNA, 699 nt
Organism: Stylonychia lemnae
Lineage: Eukaryota; Ciliophora; Spirotrichea; Sporadotrichida; Oxytrichidae
Source: the annotation of a GenBank genome assembly
AUGAUGCAAACUCAGCUAGUUCCAAAUGUUAUCACCAACAACAUAGCAGGAGGGUUGAAUGGAAUUGAUACAACCAAACAAUUAUUUUAAGAAAUGAAAAUCUCCCUCUUUCAUUUGUUUUCUUAAGUUGGUGAAGUAAUUGAGAUUAACUUGAGAACUUCAAAUCAGUCCAACAAAUUGCGCGGCCAGGCAUUCAUCGUGUUUAGAGAACAGGAUAUGGCAGAUAGAGGCCUGUAGGAGUUGAGAGGGUUCACACUAUUCGGUAAACAAAUGGAAAUACAAUAUGCGAAAAGCCAGAGUGAUACUACCCUGAAGAAUAAGGGUUAGUAUGACGAUAGCAUUAGACUAAAUAGGAGACAAAAGAGAAAAGCAAAGGAUGAUCUGAAGAGAAUGGAUAAGAGAGAAAAGUUAUUGCUGACUGAACAAUCAUUGAAAUAGCAAUUGAAUUUAAAGGAACAGAUUUUAAAGCAAUCAAAUUCUUUAUUGCUUGAAAAUCUUCCUUAGAAUUACAAUCAACUAUUACUGCAAGAACUGUUGAAGAAUUAUCCAGGUUUAUAAGAAUACUAACUUGAUGCCCAAAAAGGCAGAGCAGUUGUGAAUUUUCAUACCUCUAAUGAUGCAAAAGUCGCUUUGUCAGGACUAAACAAAUAUUAGAUUGAUCAUGAGGGAAGAGAACUCAAAGCUAGUUUUACAGCUUGA